Molecule: messenger RNA, 987 nt
Organism: Parnassius mnemosyne (clouded apollo)
Lineage: Eukaryota; Metazoa; Arthropoda; Insecta; Lepidoptera; Papilionidae
Source: the annotation of a GenBank genome assembly
AUGGUCAAGUGUGGAGCCUGUGGUCGCUACCUACCGGCGACAGAUGGUAUUACCUGUGGCAAAUGUGAUGUAGCCUAUCAUCGAGGCUGUCUGAACCUCUCUGAAAAAACGAAGAUAACAGCUUCGUGGAUGUGCCCUGCUUGUAAAAAUAAGGUUCCUCGCACUGGAGACCAUUCCAACACACCGGUUAAGUGCCAAGAAGUUGGUGACUGUAGUCCUACCCAUAAAGAUAUCGAUAUAGGAUUAGAAAUUCGUCUUUUUCGAAAUGAGCUUAGUGCUAUGAGGAAUGAGCUGAAGGAAGUCAGGGACAAUAUAACUAUGCUAAAGGAUACAGUUCUUGCGUGUAAUAAAAACCUGGAGGAAAUGGAUUGCAGAGUCACCAAUUUGGAAAAACUAUAUGAAGAUCGUCUGAUUAAGUGCGACACUAAAAUACUAGAGGACACAAUUAGUGAACUUAGGGUCCAACUUAAUGAGAGAGAUCAGGACCUCCUAGCCAAUGACCUGGAGAUAUCGGGAUUACCGGAGCAAAAAGGUGAAAACCCUAUUAAUACCGUGAUGUUAUGCGCUAAAAAGAUAGGUGUCGACAUUGAUCACCGCGAGAUAGUUCAUGCCGAACGUGCUGGUAUCUUGCGUGCAUUUUAUAAUAAUAACAAUAGUGCUCAAAAACUCAUGUCUACUGGACCCCGCAAGAUUGUGGUGCGGAUGAGUCGGCGUGCGGUUCGGGACGAGUUCCUACGUUGUGCGCGGGUGCGACGCAACAUAACGAGUGAUUCACUGGGGUUGCCCGGAGAUCCGUGUCGGAUUUAUAUUAAUGAGAGGCUUACUCCCGUCAAUAGGAAAUUGUUUGGAAAGACACGAGAGGCAGCAAAAAACGCAAGUUGGCGCUACACAUGGACAAAAGGUGGUCAAAUAUUCGUAAGAAAAGAAGACGGAAAGCCCGUAACACGCAUCCGAUCCGAUACAGACCUAAGUCGUGUUUUCUGCUAA